This is a messenger RNA of Lethenteron reissneri (Far Eastern brook lamprey), 5761 nucleotides long. Its product is annotated as phospholipid-transporting ATPase IC-like. The record is from RefSeq and is a predicted model, not a curated record. Gene Ontology annotation, molecular function: ATP binding; ATPase-coupled intramembrane lipid carrier activity; ATP hydrolysis activity. Gene Ontology annotation, cellular component: plasma membrane; trans-Golgi network. Lineage: Eukaryota; Metazoa; Chordata; Hyperoartia; Petromyzontiformes; Petromyzontidae. Gene Ontology annotation, biological process: Golgi organization; phospholipid translocation.
CUGUGCAUGUCACGGCAGCUGUGGCGAAGAGGCACCCUACUGCCAGCACAACAAAAGUCACUCCGACACACUGCUGUAGGUAACAAACGACGGUCCACGUUCUGAGCUUGGUUAAUGAAUGUUUUGAUUAUUGACCUCCGGAAGUUGUGACCAUCUCAUAGUUAGGACAGACUGAAACGCGAAUUUUUGUUUUUAUGUUUUCGGCGGUUGAUGAAGCUUGACUCCUAAGCCAGCCACUGGGACCCGAAGAUGAACGGCUCCGACUCGGGAAUGGACAGCAACGAGGGCCCCGCGUUGGAGAACUUGUACGAGGAUGCGGAGAAGUCCGGGGAUACCGACGACCAGGAUGACGACAACACGGACGACGAUUUGGAUGAGAAUGAGGACGGCGGUAAAGGGGAAGACAAAAAGAAUCCUGGCGAUGAGCCUGAGGAAUGGAAAGUCAAGGCAAACGAUCGAGAGUUCAACGGCCAAUUCACGGUCCCAAAAUAUCACUGUAUGAAGCAAAAACGGUACAAGGGGAAUUACAUCAAAACUGCCAAGUACAACCUCGUGACUUUUCUGCCCAUGAAUCUGCUCGAGCAAUUCCAACGGGUGGCCAAUGUGUACUUUUUGUUCCUGCUGAUCCUGCAGGCCAUCCCAAUCAUCUCGUCCCUGGCGUGGUACACCACCUUUGUACCGCUGGUUAUUGUGCUCUCAAUUACUGCCAUCAAGGAUGCUGUGGAUGAUAUUUCAAGGCACAGAAGUGACAAGCAGAUCAAUAACAGGAAAUGUGAAAUAAUGCAAAAUGGAAGCUUCAAAGAAGAUAAGUGGAUGAACAUACAAGUGGGAGACCUCUUAAGGCUAAAGAAAAAUGAUUUUGUGCCAGCUGACAUGCUGCUGCUGUCUACAACAGAACCCAACAGCUUGUGUUAUCUGGAGACAGCUGAGCUGGAUGGAGAGUCCAACCUGAAGUUCAAGCAGGCCUUGACGGUGACACACAACAAUCUGACAAAUGAAAAAGAACUCUCUGACUUUAAUGCCAUAAUUAUGAGCGAGGCUCCCAACAACCGCUUGGACAAGUACCUGGGCACCAUGCAAUGGAAGGACAAGAUGUACUCGCUGGACAAUGACAAGCUGCUUCUUCGUGGCUGCCGCAUCCGGAACACGGAGACUUGCCACGGACUCGUGAUCUUUGCAGGUUUUGACACCAAAAUAAUGAAAAACAGUGGGGAGACGAAGUUCAAGAGGACACAAAUUGACAAACAAAUGAACAAAAUCGUUUUUAUGAUUUUCGGCAUGCUGCUUGUGAUGGCCACUGGUCUUGCUAUUGGCAACACCAUAUGGGAGCUCGUCCAUGGGCAGGGCUUUGGGCGAUAUUGCAGUGGCAUCACCGGAGACCCUGCCGUUCCCACCCCCGACACCGUGAGUGAAUGGGCGGUUUGGACCGGCUUCCUCAAUUUCUGGGGCUACAUCAUCCUUCUCAACACCGUGGUGCCGAUCUCGCUUUACGUCAGCGUGGAAGUCAUCCGCUUGGGCCAGAGCUUCUUCAUCAACUGGGACUUGCGGAUGUACUUCAAGGUGAACGAUACUCCGUCCAACGCGCGCACCACCACGCUCAACGAGGAGCUGGGCCAGAUCGAGUACAUCUUCACCGACAAGACGGGCACGCUCACGCAGAACAUCAUGACCUUCAAGAAGUGCUCCAUCUCAGGAAUGGCCUUUGGCAACACUGCAAAGGAAGCAAAAACGCGUUCAGUUAGAAAGAACCCCGUGGAUUGGAGCUGGAACGAGCGGGCUGACAAGAAUUUCGAGUUUCACGAUCACAGUCUGGUUAACCUGGUGCGCCUAAAGAAGGAUCCCACCGCUUGCGAAUUCUUCAAGCUGCUCGCGCUCUGCCACACUGUCAUGGCGGAGGAAAAAGAGGGUGACCUCAUUUACCAGGCUCAGUCGCCAGACGAGGGGGCGUUGGUGACGGCCGCCCGCAACUUUGGCUACGUGUUCUUGGACCGCACGCUGGAGAGCGUGACCAUCGCCGAGCUGGGCACCGAGCGUGUCUACGAGCUGCUCAACAUCCUUGACUUCAACAGCGACCGCAAGCGCAUGUCCGUCAUCGUCCGGAGCCCAGAAGGAAAGUUGCGAUUGUACUGCAAAGGAGCCGACACGGUGAUCCUGGAGAGGCUUCAGAAGGACGACCCAAAUCGUGAAAGAACAGAGAAGGACCUCAAUACAUUUGCCGCCGAGAGCCUACGCACGCUGUGCCUGUCCUACAAGGACCUGAGCGAGGAGGAGUACCUGGAUUGGAGCAAGAAGUACGAGCAGGCCAGCAUGUCCCUCACCGACCGUGAGAAGAAGCAGGGCCUUGUGUACGAGAAGAUUGAAACGAACUUGAAGCUUUUGGGAGCGACGGCCAUCGAGGACAAGCUUCAAGAUGGUGUCCCGGAGGCAAUCGCCAAACUGGCAGCAGCAAAGAUAAAGAUUUGGGUCUUAACAGGAGACAAACAAGAAACCGCAGAAAAUAUUGGCUACGCCUGUCAGCUUCUGACUGAAGACAUGCAAAUAUGCUAUGGAGACGACGUUAGUACAAUGCUGAGUGAUGUACAAGCGUGUCAGACGAUCAAGAGAGAUGCGAAGGGAAAGGAAGCGGAAGUGGACUUCACAAAGCAGUUUCUCAAGGGGAAGAAAAAUGCAAUCAUUAUAACUGGUGGCUGUCUGAACGGCAUCCUGACCGACAACAAACAGAAACGUCUGGACAGACUCAAACUGCCCAGGCGACGCAAGCCCCGGGGCGGGGGAGCAGCAGCAGCAGCAGGCUGCGAUGUCUCCAUGGAGCAGCUCGGCGACGCGAGGCAGCAGGCGGAGCAGCGCGAGGAGGAGAAGCAACGGGAGAUCCUGAAGAGGGAGAGGAUCGAGAAGCGCUUCGUGAGCCUGGCCUGCGCCUGCGAGGCGGUCAUCUGCUGCCGCGUGUCGCCCCGUCAGAAGGCGCGCGUCGUGCGCAUGGUGAUGAAGCACAAGCAGGCCGUCACCCUGGCCAUCGGCGACGGCGCCAACGACGUCAACAUGAUCAAGACGGCUCACAUCGGCGUGGGCAUCAGCGGGCAGGAGGGCAUGCAGGCCGUCCUGUCCAGCGACUACUCCUUCGCUCAGUUCCGCUUCCUGGAGCGCCUGCUGCUCGUGCACGGCCGCUGGUCCUACCUGCGCAUGUGCAAGUUCCUGCAGUACUUCUUCUACAAGAACUUCGCCUUCACGCUCGUUCACUUCUGGUUCAGCUUCUUCAACGGCUUCUCCGCCCAGGCUGUGUACGACGAUUGGUACAUCACCCUCUACAACAUGUUGUACUCGGCUCUGCCUGUGCUGGUGAUGGGACUUUUUGAUCAGGAUGUGAGCGACUCCAAGAGUUUCAAGUUCCCGGAGCUGUACGAAACCGGACAAAAAAACCUCAACUUCAACUACAAGAUCUUUGGGAGAUGCCUGAUUCAAGGCAUCAUCACCUCGCUCAUUAUCUUCUUCAUCCCGUACGGUGCCUUCCUGGAGACGAUGCGAAGCGAUGGCCUGGCACCUGACGACUACCAAUCCUUUGCCGUCGUCACAGCCACUUCCCUCACCUUGAUCGUCAACUUGCAGAUUGCCCUGGACACAGCAUUCUGGACAUACUUGAACACUUUCUCAGUUUUCGGAAGCAUCGCCCUCUACUUUGCCAUCAUGUUUGACUUGCACAGCGACGGACUGCACUACAUCUUCCCAAGCAAUUUCAAGUUCACAGGAACGGCCAGCAACUCCCUGAAGCAGCCCUACCUGUGGCUCAUCAUCAUCUUGACAGUGGCCAUUGCUCUGAUCCCUGUCAUUGCCAUGAGGUUCUUCGUUCGUUGUACCAAGCCUACACUUCUCGAUAAGAUCCAAGAUGGCAUCCACAAAGCGACGCCACCCGCACGCGAGCCCUUCAAGCGGCUGGGCACCAUGCGGCGUUCCACCUACGCGUACUCGCACACGAAGGGCUUCGGCGACCUCAUCACAUCCGGCCGUAGCAUACGCAGGAAGAACCCGGCGGCGAAGCCCAGGGCCGAAGAGGUGGUGCACCAACAUGGCCGAUACACGAAGACCGAUCCGGAGGUGCAGAGCAUCGCUGACUCGAUGGUCAAGGUGCCCAUCGACACGGGCAACGUGGCCGAUAGCUCCAUCUUGAUAUAACACGAAGUUAAACGAACUCAAACCAACACGUCAGCUUGGGCCUUGACUUCAUUGUGUGGUAAAUUGCACGGGAUCACCUUUGUGUGGCAAGGUUCAUUCUGCAGCAGUUAACAUGGAAAUAUGUCUGUUCCAGAUAAGUGCCUUACAGCUGUGGCUUUAGGGGCCAGUGUCUUUAUUUUAUGUGUGUUUUAUUGCACGAGGUUGGAGUCCUUGUCGAUAUGAUCACGUUGCACAAUUUGUGGGGCUUUCAUACGUGAAUGCCUGGGCAUAUUCUUGUUUAACAGUAUAACGUCUCCAAAGUACUGUAUUUUCUACAACUUGCUUUUUUUGUCAUGCAAGAGUAGGACAUCUCUUUCAUCUGGUGGUGUAGACCUUUUAUACAGCACCGAGAUUCUAUCCAUUUUAAUACCAAUAUUUUUUACAUCAGGAGCCACUAAUACAUCUAAAAAGGUUAUGUAAUUUAUAUUCUUUAGUUUUGCAAAUUAAAUAGAAAUGUGAAAAGUGUUUUUUGAUAUUGGUUGUCAUUUUACAUCUUAAGAGGGAGAAAAUGCUGUAAAUGAAGUGGGGGGAAAACCCGAUGGUAUUGCCAUAAGCUGCAAUUCGCGAAGCUUAUUUGCAAAAUUAUUAUACACAUGUUUGCAAAAAAAAAGAAUAAUUUAAAACUGUUUGUCAUAAUAAAACAAAUGUUUUCCAUGUAUCGAAUGUUCAAUAGAAAUGAAAAUAUUUUAUCCAUGUGGAUUUUUUUUACUUGUUCACAUUCUUUGAAACUGUGCCAGCAUACCUGUGAGAAAAAUAAUGUCCACCAGUUGUCCUGUAGAGGUGUCGAAGCUAUUUGGUCAACGAUGUGGUGUGUCCAGUUUGGUGUCUGCAUUGGAUGAGAAACAAAAUUAUAUAACCUUUUAUUUCUGAACCUCCAACCCAGCUCUAGAUAUCAUAACAACACGCUUUGCAUUAUCUUCCUGCAUCUCCUACACUUAAAACAGUGGGUAUAUAGGACACAUUGGGAUCCUGGCCAUAAGUGUUCCAUUUUGGAAUUGCUCGUUUAUUUGUAUGUUAAGACAUGGAAAACAAAUACAUUGAGGCUAUGGAGUAAAUAAUCUCUGCCAGGGCAUUGAUUUGCCCACAAUUCAUAAAGUGUUGGUGUUUACCAAAAAAUUGCAAUGGAUCGUCACGAGAAAGAACAUUUCUCAAGUACAGGGAUGUUAUUGCGUAAUCCCAUUGAAGUGCUUAUGUGCCAUUGUAGUUAAUUUCUGUUCUGUAAAAUAGUUAAUAUUUUGAGCAUUAUUUAAAUCCAUUUGUGUAAUUCUAGAUGUACUGUUAUGCAACUUAGUUAAAUGCAUUAUUCUUCUUUGAAAAUAUCAGGUACAAUGUUUCUUUCCUGGGAGAGUGGGACAUGUUACUCGAUAGGAAUGCGAAUUGUCUUGUGCAGUUGCCGAUUUUUUUUCUCGGGCUGCGACUGAAGCACAGUUUUUUACAUUGCAUCACUGUGUAUCUUGGGGCUAACUUCCACAUGCAGUCCUGGUAAGUACCUUGGAUAACAUUUCCGUUCAACUUCAGGAUUUGUUUUAACAUGUAAAUAAAUGUUUAAAAUGUG